This is a messenger RNA of Hyla sarda, 2709 nucleotides long. RefSeq names its product transmembrane 9 superfamily member 1 (gene TM9SF1). Gene Ontology annotation, biological process: protein localization to membrane. Lineage: Eukaryota; Metazoa; Chordata; Amphibia; Anura; Hylidae. Gene Ontology annotation, cellular component: membrane. The transcript is spliced from 7 exons. Bases 201 to 2033 code for a protein of 610 amino acids. The record is from RefSeq and is a predicted model, not a curated record.
UAGCAAUAAACCCUAUUCUACCUACCCACGGGCUGCCCGGCCAUUCUGUACAACUCACCUGGAAGGGGAUGAUGUGAAAGGCUAUUCCACCUACACAUCUCCCCUAGUGAAAUAUACGGACCACGGUUCUGUGAUUCUGGCUCACCCUGCGCCCUCCCUAAGGGAUGUCCACAUGACGGAGAUUGGUUCAGUUUAUAAGCAUGAAGAGGACUCUAGGUGUUAGUGGGGGAUCACUGUCCUGUGACCUCCCACAUACACCGGACAUGUAUGUCUUGCACUCUUUUGCUGUUCUUUUUGUGUGGAGUAUGCUUCCUUCACCAAUAACCGGGGACAAUCGAUACAAGCAAGGUGAUACGGUUGUGCUGUAUGUAAAUAAAGUGGGGCCAUAUCAUAACCCACAGGAGACUUAUCACUACUAUCAGCUGCCAGUGUGUGCCCCCACACAAAUCCGUCACAAGAGCCUAACCUUAGGAGAAGUGCUAGAUGGAGAUCGGAUGGCAGAGUCUAUGUACAAGAUAGCAUUUCGAAUGAACGUGGAAAGAGAACCCCUUUGUGAGCUCAAGCUGUCUGUGAGUCAGGUAGAGGAGCUGCGCCAGGCCAUAGAGGAACUAUACUACUUUGAGUUUGUUUUAGAUGAUAUACCAAUUCGUGGUUUUGUAGGCUACAUGGAAGAGAGUGGCUUUUUGCCACACACUCAUAAAAUUGGCUUGUGGGCUCAUCUUGACUUCAACAUCGAAUAUAACGAAGACCGUAUCAUAUUUGCCAACGUGAGUGUCCGAGAUGUGAAACCGUUUAGUUUGGACGAUGUGAGGGAGCCUCUCAGCUUGACUCACACUUACAGCAUACGGUGGUUCCCCACAACUGUGACCUAUGAAAGGCGUGGUGACCGUCUUAGAGACUCUAGCUUCUUCCCCAAAAGCUUGGAGAUUCAUUGGCUUUCCAUCAUUAAUUCCAUGGUGCUGGUUUUCUUGCUUUUGGGAUUUGUGGUGAUUAUACUCAUGCGUGUUCUUAAGAGCGACCUAGCACGGUAUAACUUAGAUGAGGAAGGAACAGAUGACAUGGAACAGGGAGACAAUGGAUGGAAGAUUAUUCACACAGAUGUUUUCCGUUUCCCACCUUAUCGAAGUCUCCUUUGUGCUGUGCUUGGAGUAGGUUCCCAGUUUCUUGCACUUGGAACAGGUAUUAUAGUAAUGGUUCUUCUUGGCAUGUUUAAUGUGCACAGACAUGGUGCUAUCAAUUCUGCGGCUAUCCUACUAUAUGCACUUACUUGUUGCAUUUCUGGCUAUGUAUCAAGUAAUUUUUAUCGACAGAUGGGCGGAUAUCGUUGGGUGUGGAACAUAGUCCUGACUACUAGCCUUUUCUCAGCUCCUUUUUUCUUUACUUGGAGUGUUGUAAAUUCAGUUCAUUGGGCCAAUGGUUCGACACAAGCCUUACCAGCAACCACAAUCCUUCUUCUCCUUACUGUCUGGCUUCUGGUUGGAUUCCCACUUACUGUAAUUGGAGGCAUUUUUGGUAAAAAUAGUGCAGGAAAUUUUGAAGCUCCAUGUCGGACUAAGAACAUUGCAAGAGAGAUUCCUGCUCAACCCUGGUACAAGUCUGCUCCAGUCCAUAUGGCCAUCGGUGGAUUCCUGCCAUUCAGUGCCAUCUCUGUGGAGCUGUAUUAUAUUUUUGCUACAGUGUGGGGACGUGAGCAGUACACACUGUAUGGAAUACUGUUCAUUGUAUUUGCCAUCCUACUAAGUGUUGGUGCAUGCAUUUCUGUGGCGCUGACAUACUUCCAGCUGUCAGGUGAAGAUUACCGCUGGUGGUGGAGGUCCAUUAUGAGUACAGGAUCCACUGGAGCCUUCAUCUUUCUGUACUCUGUUUUCUACUACUGGCGUCGCUCGAAUAUGUCAGGGGUUGUUCAAACUGUAGAGUUCUUUGGCUACUCUUUCCUUACUGCUUAUGUUUUCUUUCUUAUGCUUGGAACAGUCAGUUUCUCAGCAUCACUUCGAUUUAUCCGCUAUAUAUACAUUAACCUUAAAAUGGACUGAGGUAGUGAGCCAGCGAUCGUUUUUGUGCUUUAAAUGCUACGUAUGGAACUAUGGACCAAGUGUGAAAGAGACGAAGAGGGGCCGGAGAUCAUUCUGAUGCAGGUAGAGGGAUGUAUUCCAAUAACUGACAUGGGGAGCUGGGAGAGGCAUUCACAUGGAAAAUUAUUUAGCACAAGGAAUAAAGAUUGGAGAAAGGAUAAAGAUUGCUGUCAAAUAGUGAGAGAUUUUAAAGGCAAGUAGAAUCCUGAGAUCAGAAGUAUUUAAAGUACGAGUGUACUAUAGGUCUGCAAUCCUUUGUGGAAAGGUAUGAUAGACACCUGUUACUUUGCUGCAAGUCUUUUUCCAUUCCUGUUUCUCUCAGUCUGCAAAAUGUUUUUAACUGUAAAGAAUGCUUCCAAUGCCUUCCCACCUACCUGUCCUAAUCCAGUCUCCUGUGCUGCUGCACAAAGAGAAAAGUCUGUUUAUCACAGUCCUGCAUUCCCUCUGACCUGUACAAUUUGUCAGGAGGUCUACUGGAUUGGAUCUGGCCUGUCUUGUUACAUAGUCUUCUGGGUUUUCCUUGGCCUGUCAGACGGUCUCUCGCUCUCUAUUGGACUUCUGUACAAAUAUAUUUAUAUCUUUUGAUUUUCCUUUUUACAAAAUAAAAAAAUAUGUAUGAAAACAUUUCUUAUUUUAG